AUGACGAACGUGGCCAUCCUCAGUCCGCUGGGGAGCUCGAUGUUCACUCCAGGCAUCUCACAGAUCGCCGAGGAUCUGGACACCAGUGAAAAGUCGGUAAUCGCCACUACGACGGGGUUUGUGAUCUGCCUUGGAAUUGGACCGUUGAUUCUGGCAUCUUUGAGCGAGACAUUUGGACGGCGGAAGCUGUACACCGCCUGUUUCGCGAUCUUCUCCGUGCUACAGGCCGCGUUGGCGUUAAGUCCUAAUAUUGCUGCCUUGAUCACCGUACGGACGACUGCCGGGUUCUUUGGUAGUGUUGGGAUCGCCAAUGGAGGUGGUACCAUCAAUGACGUGUACCAUCCGUCGCAGCGAGCCGGGAUUUACGGGUGA
Molecule: messenger RNA, 372 nt
Organism: Exophiala aquamarina CBS 119918
Lineage: Eukaryota; Fungi; Ascomycota; Eurotiomycetes; Chaetothyriales; Herpotrichiellaceae
Exons: 2
Coding region: 1-372 (123 amino acids)
Biological process (GO): transmembrane transport
Molecular function (GO): transmembrane transporter activity
Source: RefSeq, a predicted model, not a curated record